UAUCCGCCAGAGACCGCGUGUUUUGAAAGAGGAAGUUAUAUACAGUAGGUCAUUUAUUUUGAUCUACCUCAUUUACAAGCGCCUCUGAAGCGAAGAGUUGAAACAACGUACUUCAAGAAGACAGGAUGAAUUUCACUGUCUGCUCGAUACCUAACAAAGCUUUAUUUGAACACCGAGUCCUACCAAGUCUCUACAUCUUUGUAUUCAUCGUUGGGCUGCUUGCUAAUGGAUGGGGACUGAAGUCGUUGCUAUACAACUGGAAGAAACUGGGAAACAUCAACAUCUUUGUUCUUAACCUUGGACUUGCAGACAUCUUGUAUCUGCUCACACUUCCCCUCCUGAUGGUGUACUACUUUAAGGGAAGUAAGUGGAUCUUUGGAGACGUCUUGUGCAAGAUUACAAGAUUCUGCUUCAACCUGAAUUUGUACUGCAGCAUUGGCUUCCUGACUUGUAUAAGCGUGUACAGGUACCUGUCUAUUGUCUAUCCUCUGAGAGUGAAGGGAAGAUUAACCACGACUCACUCUGUGGUCAUAACGGUCACGGUUUGGAUGCUGGUGGGUGUUCAAAGUCUUCCUGACAUGUUCUUCCCUAAAACAUCAACAAAUGUGUCUGAACAAUGUUUUGAUACCACCACGUUGUCCUACAUUGAUCGUUACCUGAAGUACAGCGUAAGCUGGACCUUCACUGGAUUUUGUAUCCCGUUCGUCACCACACUGGGCUGCUACGGACACAUGGCAUAUGUUCUUUGCCACACAAAUACAAUUGACAACAUUCUGAAACAGAAAUGCUUGAAGCUUUUUUUUAUUUCGAUGCUCCUCUUCUCAGUCUGUUACACACCCUACCAUGUCUUCAAGAACCUCAGCCUCUACUCUAGAGUUCUGCGGAGCAGAAACAUGUGUACAAACUGGGAUAACCUGGUUUUCAGUGCUCGUCAGGCAAGUCGUGGUCUUGUGAGUUUCAACAGUGCUCUGAACCCUCUGGUGUACCUCCAUGUGAAUGAGGAUAUCGGUGCUCAGCUCAGGAAGCUGCUUCAGAGAACUCUACGGACGUCCAGCUCAAAGUCUUCAACCAGGUCUGCGGCACUACGCUGAAGAUGGCCAACUUUAACCCUUUGAUGCAUAAUGGCCACUACAGUGGACAGGUACUCAAAAUUGUUAUUUAUUUGUUUUUGCUAUUAAGCGCAGCUGUUGAAGACUUUAUUGCAUUUGAGCCCCUCCAUUUGGACUUCAGUAAGCCAAGCCAACAUAUUUCAUGCUCAGAAUGCACGCUGUCCACUGAAGUGGACAUGUAAUAAAUUAUUUGUAAAUUAUAAAAUUUUACAAAAAAUAUUUGUUGAAAUUUGUUUCAUUCACACUUAAA
This is a messenger RNA of Nothobranchius furzeri (turquoise killifish), 1359 nucleotides long. RefSeq names its product P2Y purinoceptor 1. Lineage: Eukaryota; Metazoa; Chordata; Actinopteri; Cyprinodontiformes; Nothobranchiidae. Gene Ontology annotation, biological process: G protein-coupled receptor signaling pathway. The record is from RefSeq and is a predicted model, not a curated record. Gene Ontology annotation, cellular component: membrane. Gene Ontology annotation, molecular function: neuropeptide receptor activity.